AUGCUUCAUUUGAAUGAAGCUCCGUCUCUCAUCUGGGUAAAAAGGGGACCGAGUACGUUCCUCCUUGGCCGUGGGAAAACCAUGGCUGCGUCCAGGAUCUAUCGGGAAUCCCUGCUGGUGUUUUUUCUGCAAGUCCUGCUGAUUUGCUCUGCUCAGAGGGGCCCGGUCGGUCCCAGGGGCCCUCAGGGGCCACCAGGAGCAGCUGGCGUACCGGGGGUGGACGGCAUUGAUGGUGACAGAGGAGUGGACUCCACAGUGGUCGGUGGACCAGGCCCUGACGGUGACAACGGCAGAGAUGGAGCACCUGGAGCUGCAGGCCUUCCAGGCGCAGACGGACCGCUUGGACCACCAGGAGACGCAGGACCAGUGGGUUUGAAGGGACCUAAGGGAGAACCUGGUCCACGUGGACCUCCUGGAGAACCUGGUGUCGGACCAGACGGACUGGACGGUAUUCCUGGUACAGAUGGGCUUCCAGGAGAGUUGGGCCACGUCGGCGCUCCCGGGGCGAGGGGAAGGAGGGGGUCAGUUGGUCUGCCUGGAGCUGCAGGACCUCGGGGACCUCCAGGAGUGUAUCAAGGAGAGGACCUGUGUCCCAACGCCUGUCCCUCUGCUUUGACUGGACAUCCUGGUCUUCAUGGCAUGAAGGGUCACAAAGGAGUCAUGGGUGAAUCUGGUGAACCCGGGCGUCAAGGUCACAAGGGAGAGGAAGGAGACCAAGGGCUGAUGGGAGACGUCGGCGCUCAAGGACUACCAGGUCCAGGUGGACCGAGAGGCCUUCCAGGAAUAAUAGGCUCAAAAGGCGAUCGGGGGCCUCGUGGUGCACCUGGGGACGUCGGCCCCCGGGGGGGCCAGGGAGGCCCGGGAGACAGGGGUCGAAGAGGGGCCGUGGGUGAGCUGGGGCCUAAAUGACUUACAGGGGAUCCAGGUCCACAAGGAAUCAGAGGGGUGCCAGGUCCAAAGGGAGAACCGGGUUUACCAGGUCCUGACGGACGUGAGGGAAUUCCUGGACUGCCAGCAUCCAAAGGUCUUCCAGGGAAAAACGGGGCUCCAGGUGAUGCUGGUCUACCAGGAUUUUCUGGUGUACCAGGAGCUUAUGGACCAAAGGGGCACAGUGGUGUGAAGGGGGUGUCAGGUGACCCAGGAGUGGUGGGGCUGAUGGGCUCUCCAGGGAAAGAAGGGGAGCGUGGUGAGCAGGGAGAAGUUGGACCGGUCGGACCCAGAGGAGGACCAGGUGCAAGGGGAGAACGAGGGCCUGAAGGACCAAUCGGAUUACCAGGAGCCAGGGGUACCAAAGGAGACCCAGGCCUCCCAGGCCUCCCUGGUCCUGCUGGAUAUCUGGGCCAGAAAGGAGAACGAGGUGCAGUUGGUCUUGAUGGACCCAAAGGUGACCAGGGAGCUCCAGGUGCCGAGGGAGUGGCAGGAGAACGAGGAGACUUGGGCGAACAAGGAGAACCCGGAGAGAAAGGAUCGACGGGGCCGCCAGGAGAGACAGGAAGUAAAGGACCUGAGGGUGGAAGAGGACAGCCAGGGGAAGAGAAGCUGGGUCAACCAGGACCAAGGGGCAUGCAGGGUGACACAGGGGUACCAGGUCUGCCUGGAACCCAGGGUCGACAGGGAAAAACACCAACAGAUUCACACAUCAAACAGGUCUGCAUGAGAGUAAUGCAAGAGCAGCUGGCCCAGCUAGCAGCCAGUCUGACCAGGCCUGAGUCAGGCAUAGCUGGACUGCCUGGUCCCCCUGGUCCACCUGGACCUACAGGCCCUGCUGGGGAGAACGGAUUCCCUGGACACACCGGAUCAAGAGGACUUCCUGGUCUAAAAGGUCCUCCUGGGGUAAUCGGACGCAAAGGACCCAAAGGUGACCAGGGUGACACAGGAGACAGAGGACCAACACUCAGAGGACCAAAGGGAGAGCCUGGUGCCCCUGGUCUGCCAGGUAAUCCCGGUCGGCCGGCCUACGGCAAAGAUGGCCGCGAUGGAGAGCGGGGCCCUCGCGGUACUCCCGGUAUUCCUGGUGUUCCUGGCUCACCUGGUACAGCCGGUCUCAAUGGCUACUGUGAACCUUCGCAGUGUGUCCUGCCGAUGGUGGCGUCACCGGUUUCAGCAAAGGACUCCAGCAUGAAGGGACCCAGUGAGAUGUGAAGAGCAAAACUGAGAGACUGGAGGAGGAAUCCCAACUCUGACGAGGAAGAUUUUGUCUAUUUGGGUUUUCCCGGUUGAUUAAUAUGUUUUUAAAAAAUUUGGUCGGCUUACUUGAUUUUUUUUUUUUUGACACCAUCUUUGAUAUAAAGGUGAAAACUGAACACUUGUCAUUUUGUAAAUUUAAAUUUUACCUCACUGUCUCCAUUUGAACAUCACAGAUCUCACUGUAAACAUGCAAAAUCCAGGCCCAUUUCUGCCACAACAAUGUUGUUUGUUUAUGUAAAUGUGUCAAUAUGCAAAUUAUACUGUUUGGAUAACCAUGGUUGUUCAUUUUUCUUCUAAAUGUAGGAAAUGUUUGAUCUCUCUGUCCUGACAACUGAUGUUCUUGUCAUCAGUUGUUAAUAUUUUGUAAAAAGGAAACCCUCUCUGGCAGUUUUUUAUGACUUCUUAUUUAUUAUUUUAAAUUUCAACGUUCAAAGUUGUACAAAGGGGGAAAUAAACACAUUUUGAUAACUUUUUGCAUGUUUUGUAUCGACAAGUAAAAAGUCAUAAAACAGAAGCAAAUUAAAACCGAAAUUACUGUGAUUAUGAAUUCUUACAUAUUGUAUUUCUCUGCAAAUCUGUGUGAAAGUUUAAACCGAUUUUACAGUCUAGAU
Messenger RNA from Cynoglossus semilaevis (tongue sole), 2798 nucleotides. RefSeq names its product collagen, type IX, alpha 1a (gene col9a1a). Lineage: Eukaryota; Metazoa; Chordata; Actinopteri; Pleuronectiformes; Cynoglossidae. The record is from RefSeq and is a predicted model, not a curated record. Gene Ontology annotation, cellular component: extracellular matrix. The transcript is spliced from 34 exons.